AUGACGGUGAAACGACGCAACCAUGGGCGCAAUAAAAAGGGCCGAGGACACGUGCAAUUCGUCCGAUGUACGAACUGUGGACGGUGCUGCCCCAAGGACAAAGCAAUUCGUAAGAAUGUCGUGCGCAAUAUCGUUGAAGCUGCCGCCAUCAGGGAUCUUUCAGAAGCUUCAGUUUACGAACUAUACGCACUCCCGAAGCUCUACAGCAAACUUCUCUACUGUGUCGCGUGUGCAAUCCACAGCAAAGUGGUGAGGAAUCGUUCUCGAGAAGCUCGUCGCGAUCGCCGGCCGCCACCACGAUUUGGACAACAACAACAAGUACAACAGCCACGUCCUGGACAACAACAAGUACAACAGCCACGUCCUGGACAACAACAAGUACAACAGCCGCGUCCUGGACAGCCGCCACGAAAC
Messenger RNA from Mesorhabditis belari, 414 nucleotides. Lineage: Eukaryota; Metazoa; Nematoda; Chromadorea; Rhabditida; Rhabditidae. The record is from the annotation of a GenBank genome assembly.